Messenger RNA from Monopterus albus (swamp eel), 833 nucleotides. Its product is annotated as aldehyde dehydrogenase family 9 member A1-like. Lineage: Eukaryota; Metazoa; Chordata; Actinopteri; Synbranchiformes; Synbranchidae. The annotation marks the transcript as partial. The transcript is spliced from 4 exons. The record is from RefSeq and is a predicted model, not a curated record. Gene Ontology annotation, molecular function: oxidoreductase activity, acting on the aldehyde or oxo group of donors, NAD or NADP as acceptor.
UGGGUUGUGCUCUCACUUUGUGCAGGCCAGCACGUCCAGCUUCCUGGGGGAGUGUUUGCUUACACCAGGAGGGAGCCCCUUGGUGUGUGUGUGGGAAUUGGUGCAUGGAACUACCCCUUCGCGAUUGCUGCAUUGAAAUCUGCUCCUGCUCUUGCAUGUGGUAAUGCCAUGGUUUUUAAACCCUCUCCAAUGACCCCUGUGACUGCUGUGAUACUGGCUGAGAUCUACAAAGAGGCAGGGGUACCUGACGGGCUCUUCUGUGUGGUACAAGGUGGAGCAGAGACUGGUAGCUUGCUCUGUCAUCACCCAAUGGCUGCCAAAGUCACCUUCACUGGCAGUGUGCCUACAGGGAAAAAGAUCAUGGAGAUGGCUGCGAAGGGUGUGAAACAGGUAACUCUGGAGCUUGGAGGUAAAUCUCCCCUCAUUAUUUUCAAAGACUGUGAGCUGGAGAAUGCUGUGAGGGGAGCACUCAUGGCAAACUUCCUCACACAGGGACAGGUUUGCUGCAAUGGAACCAGAGUGUUUGUGCAAAGAGAUAUCAUGCCCAAGUUCCUGGAAGAAGUGGUGAGGAGAACCAAGGCCAUCCCUAUUGGUGACCCCCUGUUGGAGAGCACCCGCAUGGGAGCACUGAUCAGCAAGCCACAGCUGGAGAAAGUGCUGGGAUAUGUCAGUCAGGCCAAGAAGGAGGUGUGUCAGUGGUCCUUUGUUAGAUUAAUGCAGUGACAGUUACUUUUUUACAGCAGGCCCUAUGGACAGAUCUCAAUCAUCAGGAGGGCUACAAUAAAAUGACAUGGCUUGCAAAACAUGUCUAAUAAAGUAAUAACAAAACCAGA